Hyposmocoma kahamanoa is the source of this 1208-nucleotide messenger RNA. RefSeq lists its product as uncharacterized. The record is from RefSeq and is a predicted model, not a curated record. The transcript has 4 exons. Bases 165 to 566 code for a protein of 133 amino acids. Lineage: Eukaryota; Metazoa; Arthropoda; Insecta; Lepidoptera; Cosmopterigidae.
UAAUUUAGUAAUGCCACAGUAAAGUGUUGCGGAGUAAACACUUAAGCUAUAGACCUAAUCAAACAGAUGAGAAUAUAAUUAUAAUUUUCAUCACCACCUUCUGGAGUUUCCAUUAAUAAAUCUACGUAAUACGUGAAUUAUACUUAAUCUAUUGCGUUGACGCAAUGACCAGUUCCUUCGAAGUGUUAGAAGAUAGAUUGGUCACUGGCAUGAUCAUACCAGUAUCUAACGAAACCUACUUCAACACAAAGUGGAAACCAAAGAAGCAACCUCUUUGUGCGUAUGAUAUGCUGUACCACCCGCCGGACUACGAUCCGAAAAUGGCGCGAGCCGACAGACAAUCACCCGAAAUUAUUAGAAAAAAUAUCUGGAACCAAGAAUUUCACAAACCUAUUUCCUCUACGAAUCAUUUUCAAUACGGUAGACCGUAUUGGCCAAUUUUGGACAAACCGGAGAAGAAUCAUGUUAAAGUUGAAGUCAAGAACCAGAAUCCUCAUAUGCGUAUCUAUAGUGUUCUCGAAUGGGCCGUGCUACUAUACGACGGGAAACAGAGUAUAUGCGAUUAAAUUUAAAAACAGCAACAGUAUUGAUAUUGGCAACGACGCUAUUUUUUCGGAUCGAAAUCGCGUAUAAUUGUUUUUUCUAACACACACUAAUUUUCGGGCUCUUUUCUACAAGUCCCGUAGUUACAUCAGGGGCCCUACUCUGGAAGCAUGAAAAACGUAGUUACGGCCGUUUUCUACGGAGCUGGACGUCUACUCCUGUUCUCUUUUGAUUUACAUGAGGCGAAAAAUUUCGCGACGACUGCCCAGUUACCACGCCUUCAUGUACAUUAAUGGCGAAUCUGAAUUCUAUUUACUAGGCAACAACAUUUAAAUUUCUCUGAGUAAUACAACGGCGCGGGCCGCCGUGUACACCAAAUUCAAGUCAGACUCGCCAGUGUGCCCGAGACGCUCAUUUAAGUUAAAACAUAAAAGCUAAAUAAAUAGACCUUAUUUUGCCAUGACAGUUAGACGCACGCGGUCGCUGUGCGGCGGCAACACAGGCUCCGCUCGUGAGCGCGAUAAAAUUCGUGUCAAAUAAAUGCACCCUAAUUGUUUUGGACGUAGAACAUGAGUAGAUACCUUACUCUCGGAGUCCGUCAACGAAAAGAAAGGCCCGUUUGAAACUGACAAAUCGCGUUGUUAUAUAUUCUCAAUUCUAGCCCC